UUAUUUUAUAAGAAUGAGCGAGAAUGGAAAAAUAAUUGAAUUUAAAGGAACUAAAUAUUAUUUGGAGGAAGAUCAAUUGUAUAAAUUGGUUCCAAUUGGAAGAGUUAAAGUGCCUGUUGACAUCAAAAAACUUAAAAAGUGUAUUCAAAUAAGCCUUCCUCAAGAAAAUCUACUGGAUGUGUUCAAAUUUCUCGACUUCAAUCAAUUAUUGUCUUUCCAACAAACAAGUUUUUAUUUCAAAAAUAUUAUUGACAAAUAUGGAAAGGAAUUGGCGAGGAAGAAAUUUUCUACGCUUAGAUUUCUUCCUUUUAAUGACUUUAACUUCGCUGAAUGUAAAUUUGAAGUAGAACCUCAUCUUCAUAAAUUUGAAAAACAACUUAAGGAAAAGGUUUCGGACAAUUAGGGGUGUCUAUAGUAUAUGGGCGCACCAACUUAGAUUAAGCCGUUGAUUCUUGUUCGACACGUGCCCCGCAAAACAUAACCGAGUUUUUUCCCAUAAUGCUUCCCCUAUGAUUUUUCAGUUUUAAGAGUCUGUAUCUUUGCGAAUCUUGGGUACACCCCAACUUACCGCGACCCCAACUCAUCGCAGAGCUAUAACUUCGUUCAGAAUUGUCGAAUCCGGGGCACCCUGGUAUAGUUUGAUUCAGCUCGUCGAGACGCAUCGAAUCAUACAAAGGCGUACCGGAUUCGGCAAUUCUGAACGAAGUUAUAGCUCUGCGGUAAGUUGGGCUCGCGGUAAGUUGGCCUGCUCCCGCGAAUCUUUGUCUUCUAGAAAAAAUGAUUAUAUAUUCCCACGUACUACUAUAUUGUCCCUUAAAUUGAUUUUAAUAAUAAUUGUUAUUUUUAGCGUUUUGUUAAACCUAAUUUUGUUGAAAUACAACCUUAUCUUUAUGAUUUUGAAU
This is a messenger RNA of Meloidogyne enterolobii, 902 nucleotides long. Lineage: Eukaryota; Metazoa; Nematoda; Chromadorea; Rhabditida; Meloidogynidae. The record is from the annotation of a GenBank genome assembly.